This is a messenger RNA of Colletotrichum truncatum, 1641 nucleotides long. Its product is annotated as sugar transporter. The record is from RefSeq and is a predicted model, not a curated record. Gene Ontology annotation, molecular function: carbohydrate:proton symporter activity. Gene Ontology annotation, cellular component: membrane. Gene Ontology annotation, biological process: transmembrane transport; carbohydrate transport. NCBI's taxonomy places the organism in Eukaryota, Fungi, Ascomycota, Sordariomycetes, Glomerellales, Glomerellaceae.
AUGCCUCUAAUUGAUCAAAAAGUCUACGAACAGACCCCAAAAGAGGUCAUCUCUUGGAAGAUUAUUGGAUAUUGUGCCAUUCUCUCUUUUACCGGGGCCCUUCAUGGUUUCAACACUGCCAAUAUUUCCGGCGUGCUCGCCAUGAAACCGUUCAAGUCGCACUUUCUCUUUAACGAUAUGGAUACUGCCGAGUUAGCGAAUUGGAACGGUUGGAUAACCUCUGUCCUUAUCCUUGGGUCUUGUCUGGGCUCGUUGACUUGUGCUCCUUUUAUUGAAAGACUCGGACGAAGGCUCUCUCUCGUCAUUUUCACCAUUCUGUUCGUGGCCUCGGCAGUUCUCAUGACGGCUAAUCCAGGGGGUUCUGGUGGAAGAAUCGAGUUCAUCGUCGGAAGAGCCCUUUCCGGCUACGGCUCUGGCGCUGCUAGUGUCGUCGGUCCAGGUUACAUUGCUGAAAUCGCCCCUCAGAGUAUUCGUGGAGGUCUAACCGCACUCUACAACGCCAAUACCAUGCUUUCAGUUGGCCUCGCAUACUGGAUCAACUUCGGCUCUUUACAGCACAUCAGCUCCACAAAGAACGCACAAUGGCAGGUUCCAAUGGGUGUUCAAGCUCUCCCAGGGGUUAUCCUCCUGCUGGGACUUUUGUUCAUGCCGGAAUCGCCAAGGUGGCCGAUGAAUCACGGCAAGAUCGAAAAGGCGCAAAGUGUCCUUGAGAACCUCCGCUCCCUUCCUCGUGAUCAUCCAUUCGUGCGUCAGGAGUUUGAGCAAAUUCAACGAGGGCUUGAAGACCAGCCAGUUGCACCAGGUCUUAAGGGUCUUAUUCGGGAAAUACUUUCCGAAAACAUCAGAAAGCGGCUGUACAUGGUGAUGUUUAUUCAAGUCGGCUUCCAAUUUUCCGGCGGUAACAUCAUCACAUAUUACAACACAUCUAUUCUCUCGUCAAUUGGUCUCACGGAUCCUUCUGUCAACUACCUUUUCUCCGGCAUCUAUGGGCUGGUAAAAUUUAUCGCGGUACUUUUGUACUGCCUAUUCUUGAUCGACCGUUUUGGUCGGCGAAUGGGUCUUUUCAUCGGUUCGGGUCUGAUCAUCGGCUCGCUGACCUACAUCACCGUUUACCUGGCUGUUGCAAACCCUUCUGGUAACAACGGUACUGGUAACAACGGUACUGGUCCCGCUGGUUGGGUUGCAGUUGUAUGCAUCUACAUCUUUGCUCUUGGCUAUGCAAUUAGUUGGGGCACAAUCCCAUGGAUCAUCAACGCCGAAGUCUUUCCUACUAAGGUCAGGGGAAGUUGCAUGGCAAUCUGUAUUACAUGGCAGUAUCUCGUCAACUUUGCCCUUUCACGAGCUCAGCCAAAUAUGGUAAUUACCAUGCAUUCAUGGGGUCCAUUCCUUCUUUUUACUCUCUUUACCACUAUCUCAACAACAUACUGCUACUUCGCGUACCCUGAAACGAAGGGUAUCUCCAUGGAAUCCAUGGAUCAGCUGUUUCAGAUGCCAUGGUACAAAGUCGGAAAAUCAAGUCUUGCCAUUGUCAAAUCUCAGAACCUUGACAACAGCACUUCUGAUGAGGAGAAGGUUAUGGUUGUAACAACUGAGAAUGCCGAUGGUCAUAACACCACGGCAACGGGAUUUGAGAGAAAGUAA